GGCCCCUUCUCUUUCUCCUUGCCCUUGCGCUUGUUGCGCCCGUUGGUCGCGCCAUUGACCACGGCUUUGGGGAAUUCCUCGGGCAUAUCAUCGAUAUCUUCGUGUUUUGCACGCUUGGUUCGUCCUGAGCUGUUUGACGAAGUUAAGGGGGGACGAGAGUUGUUCUCCUUGCUCUUGGGUGCUGAGUCGGACGUGGGUGAACCUGCGGGAGACUUGCUGGAGGAGGUAGAGGGAAGGGAACGUCUGCCAGAGCGUCGAGGCUCCUUUGGUGAAGGUGGAGGUCCCAUAGGGGAUACGUUGGCCAUUGCGGCAGUCAACGACGGCGAGGAGGAGAGAUGGACUUGGGUGCAGACUUGCUAGGAGAGAGACAGGGCGUUCGCCCACUUGCGACCUAUUCUCGGCCGGCGCGGUUUUCGACAUUUGUUUUCGCUUCAAUGAGACUUAAAAUUAGGACGGCCGCCAUGACUCAAGCAAGUUCCUCUCGAGAUCCACUCGAACUCGAACGUCUGGCCGAGGAGCUUGCAGAACGGGAGCUCCGUUCUCCCAGGUCCAAAGACUUUUAUUCGGAACAGGAACACGAUCUCCCCGCAUACAUACCUCUCUCACAUGGCAACCCAAAUCUCUCCGCAGAAAACUUUGAUGUCGAAGCUUUCUUACUAUCACGGUCGUACACGUCGUUGCCUGACUUGAGGGCUGAACUGCGGGAUUACCUCGCUGUCCUCAAGGAGGAACUUGUCAAGCUCAUAAACGAUGACUAUGAGGCUUUUAUCAGCUUGAGUACGGAUCUGAGAGGAGAGGGCACGAGGUUGGAAAAGUUGAAGUCCCCACUGGCGGGGCUACGUAGCGAGGUUCUAGAGUCGAGAAAUGAGCUGCAACGAAUACAGGAUGCGGUACAGCUCAAGUUGCAGAAACGAUCUAAUUUGAGAGAGGAAAAAGCCUUCCUACAUCUUCUUUUGAAGAUUUCCGAAUCUGUGACACGUCUAGAAUCACUUCUACUCAUCGCCACCCCCUCAGAAGACGAGCAGAACUCAACAGAAUUUUCUGUCGGUACCCUGAAGGGCUCAACCCGUGCGGGGCACCACGAAGACAGCUUGGAUGACCGCUCGCGCACGAACCGCGCAAAACAUCUUUCCCGAGUAGCAGCAGAGUACACCCAACUCCUUUACCACGUCUCGAAAGCCAAAAGUGACACGUGCGCAUUUGUAGACGAAUGUCAAUGGCGCAUUGACCGAAUAAGAUCUACACUGUCCUCAGAUUUGGACUAUCUAUUCUCCACCACUGUCAGAGCGUUGACCGAUAGCAAACUACUAGGAAAGGACCAUAGGCCGAGCAGUGAAUCGGAGAAAGCCAAACUCAUUACGGAUGUGACGGAGUGUCUACGGACGUAUGAUUCGCUGGGACUCUGGCGUGACGCUGAAGAGGUCCUUAGAAGGGACGUGAUUCAUGAAUUUGUCAAGAAGACCAUCCACCCUGCAGCACUCUCCACGCCUCACAGCCCACUAGUUCCUCAUACACCCUUCCCAGCAUCCCGCCAACCAAGUCAGGGCCCCGAUACGUUUAUACCCCUCCGGACUCCAUAUACCCCAUUCACAGCUUUCGCGUCCAAACAGAAUCCCUUCGAGAUGAGCUUCGAAGCUGGAGGUGUAUCCGCAAUCCAUGCCCACUUAUUGGAUGAUUCCGAUGAUCCUUUAGCAGGAUUGUAUAAUCAGAUCUUGAAGUUCGUAGAGAGGGAUAUGAAGAGGAUCAUGGAGGUGGCCGAGAAGGUCAGUGUGAAGAAUGGGCUGCCGCAAUCGACAUCAAAGGGAGAGGCGAGAGCUCACCUCCUUGGACCGUCCGCUCCAAGCAAGUCUCAGACAAGCCAGGACAAGGACAGCAAGUUCGAGAUUAUGGCAAAUGUUGUUUGGGCUGAGCUUGGGAAGGCUAUCAUGGAGGAGUUGGGACAUGUAGUAUUUGCUGUUGGCAAACCAGACGAGUUCCGGAAGCACCAUGAAACUACCCAAGCCUUCAUACGAUCACUCGAGUUCCUCGCUCCAUCUGUGCAGGCUGUCAAAGCCAUGCGCGCACAUCCGAUCUAUAAUGCAUUCGAACGAAGGUGGCAAUUACCAGUGUACUUCCAGCUGCGUUGGAAAGAGAUUGUCAUCAAGCUGGAAGAAUCGUUAGCUGUCACUCGACUUGAGCGUACACCAGGCAAAGCUCCGUUUGCGACCGCUCAGGGUGCAGCUACUUGGGAAGCAAUCUCAUCAUGUUGGAGUGCUCAGAUUUUCAUUCCGGAGCUGGGACAUCGGUUCUGGAAACUCACACUUCAGCUCCUGAGCAGAUACAAGUUAUGGAUGGAGAACAGCCUCCCACCAAUUGAUGCAUCGUUUCGGUCAGCUGGAGCAGGGAGUGCGGUGGAGAGGCGAGGCAAUAUGUCUGCAUCUUCAGCAUCUGGUACAACCCGUGCGGGCACACCGACAAUCCCAGCAGAAGCCGCUCCUCCCGAGAGUGUUGCUGCGGAUGAAGCACUGGUAGCUCAACUCGCAAUUGCGAUUACCGACAUUAAAGCGGUGGAGACGCAAGUUUGGAAGCUUUGGCACGAAGAGCUUAGUAUAAUGUUACCCGAUACGUCUGCCGUGACAGAAGGGGACAAUGCCAGCUUAGAAGAUGCUCUUCGCCACUCCUUGUCCAAAUUUCUUUCAAUAAUUCCUCCGCUGUCGGGCCAAAUUAUUCACAUACUCUCACGAAGAGGCUGUGAUGCGUUACUGCCUAUGCGUUCAAUUCCAUCACAGUUUAGGGCCAUGUCGUCUAGCAAGCGCUUGCCAACAGAGCCUAGUCAUUUCGUCUCACUGAUCUUCCGACCUCUCAAAGCGUUCUUUGGUAUUGGGGCCAUGGACGGCCCUGCUGCGGAACUCAAAGGCGAAUUACUGGCUAGCUAUACGGAGGAAGUGUUCGAGGCUAUUGCUCAGAGAUAUAUUUAUUUCCUCACCGCGAUGAAGAAAACGGAAGAAUCACUGAGACGCUUGAAGAAAGGCAAGAAGUCCACUUUCUCGCUUUUUGGUGGUGGAGCCGGGAAGGAUGAUGAGGGCAGGGCUGAUGAAGAGAAGAUUCGUGCUCAAAUGAUUCUCGACGUUGAAGCUUUCGGGAAAGACGCAGCUUCGUUAGGGGUGGCUGUCGACAACAGCGCGACUUACCAAGCAUUGAAAGAUUUAGCUCAUUCCAGCUUGGCAGAAGAUUCUUAGCUCAUGUUUUUUUUGGUGUAUAUCCUUCCAAUGGUCAUGAAUCAUAUAUAACGAAUAUUUAGCAACU
Molecule: messenger RNA, 3285 nt
Organism: Somion occarium
Lineage: Eukaryota; Fungi; Basidiomycota; Agaricomycetes; Polyporales; Cerrenaceae
Source: the annotation of a GenBank genome assembly